Linum trigynum is the source of this 2327-nucleotide messenger RNA. The record is from the annotation of a GenBank genome assembly. Lineage: Eukaryota; Viridiplantae; Streptophyta; Magnoliopsida; Malpighiales; Linaceae.
AAAAAGAGGAGCGCUACAAUUAGCAAUGAGAUUAGUUACCAGUAAGUAACCAUUAAUGACCAACUAACCAACUCCAUUGUUGCUUAUUAGCAGGAAAAAUGGAAUAAAGAAGAAGAAGCCAUUGACAAGUCCUCUCCUCGAGAAUAGCAAAAAAUAUUCUAAGCCACCAGAUUCAUAUAUAAUCCCCAACCGAUGAUGACGCCACUUUCCUUCAAUUUUCCCUCCACUCAUCAAUUUCCCUAAUUUUUGCCCCUCCCUCGAAGCAAUGCAGCUGCUCCAAACCCUAAUUCCGCCAUCCUCCUCACCCACCGCCGUGGCGGCAGCGCUACCUGUCGCCUUCGCCUUCUUCCUCGUCAUCUACAUACUCGGCUACUCGUUGGUCUUCCGCCACUGGCCGUCGGGUGCUCGCUCCGAGGCUUCCAGCUGCCUGAUCUCUUUGUUUCACGGCACCCCUGCCGUGUUCAUUGCCUCCUUCGCAAUUUACUCCGACUCCGAUCGCGGAUUCUCAGCCACCAAUACCCCCUUUCAAUCCGCCGUGCUUGAUUUCAGCGUUGCAUACUUCUUCGUAGAUCUGCUCCACUACGUCUUCUUCUUCUCCCCUGGCGAUGCGCUCUUCAUCGGACACCACUUGGCCACUUUAUUUGUGUUUCUCACGUGUCGGUACCUCGUCGGCCACGGCGCGUUCGCGAUACUUACCCUGUUGGUCCUCGCCGAGGUCACCAGCUUCUGCCAGAACGUGUGGACGUUGGCCGGGGUGAGGAAGGGAGAUUCCAAGCUCGCCGCGAGGGUGUAUCGUUUGUUGUCCCCGCCGUUCUAUGCGUUCUACUCCGUCGUCCGUGGGGUUCUGGGGCCGGUGUUUAUGUAUAAGAUGGGGGAGUUUUAUUGGAGUGGGGUGGCAGAUAGUGUUGUGCCCAGGUGGGUUUGGGUUUCGUGGAUGGUGGUUGUGAUUGGCGCCAUCUCUGUUAGCAUCUUGUGGAUUAUCAACUUGUGGGUGGAGUUGUACAGAGAAAGGAAGGUGGAUGGUAGUUUGGAGAAGAAAGACAGGUAGAACAAGAACAUAGAUUGGAAAGAAAACGUAAAAAUGGAGUCUUUUGCUUUGUUUUUUGGAUGAUAUAAUGUUAAGAGUAGGAAGUAGAAGAGAGAAUUUCUCAAUUGUGUGUAACCAUUUGGGAUUGAAAUUGAAGCUUCUCCCCUGCUUUCUUCAUGUGCAUUCUCAAUUGGAUAUGGUGAUUAAGAUAGCAUUUUCCUUUCCAUGUCUCGGUUUUAUCAGUUGUGUGAAGUGGAAAUUCUGAUGUGCCCCAUUUUUUUCAGUGUCUUCUUCUGUGAUUUGGUUUUUUUCUUCUUCCAGUUUUAACGUCUUCUGCAAUGAGUUUGGAAGUUCUCUAAGGUAGCUUCUAGCUUGUGCUGCACCUUGUCAUGGCAAAGUUGGGAUGAGAUGGGGGCAUCAUUAGUCAUUUGUGAUGGUUUGUUUAAGCUUCGAAAACUCUGCACUUUUGUUCAAAUUGCUGUGCCCAUACACCAUAGAACUUCAUUCCUCGUGGAGAUCGUUGAUGUGACCUAGGUAUAUGAGAAUGGAGGAUUCAUUGUCAGCUAGGAGGGUGAUAGUUCUGAUGGUUUGUUUAAGCUUCGGAAAGUCUGCACUUUUGUUCAAAUUGUUGUGCCCAUACACCAUAGAACUUCAUUCCUCGCGGAGAUCGUUGAUGUGACCUAGGUAUAUGAGAAGAGGAUUCAUUGUCAGCUAGAAGGGUGCUAGGAACUUGUCUUGGUUUCUAUAACCUCAAGAACCAGAAACUGUGCUGGGGUUGCUCAUUUCCUUGUGAUAACUCUUAGGCUUGAUAAGCUGAAGAUGCCAGAUUGGAUAAUGUCCGAUUUAUGAUGUUGCCUUUGCUCACUGAAGAGAAUGUGGAGAUCUUUUCUGGGGUUUCACUUUCUAGAUCGUUGAUGUGACCCAGUAUCCAUGGCCCUUUUCUCUGAGAAGGUGCAUGAUGCCAUAACUGACGUAUCUUUACAACUUGCGGUAAAGUGAAUGCCCUUGCGAUAUCUUCACGCCAUAUAUAUCUUAUGGAAGCAUUAACGUUUUCUGUUUGUGCUUAGAUUGUGAACUGUAUAGCCACCCCUGUAUGCUUCAGCUGGCUAUGAGUUCGUGUAAUGCAGUCUGUCAAUAAUAUAUCAGAAGAGUAUUAUCUGCUUAGUUUCUUUUGGAUCUUGAGUAUGUGCAUUCGUCACUGGAGGAUGAGUGGAUGACUAAUCAACAGAUGAAGAAAUGGAAUCCCAACUACAUUACUUUCCUAAGAAGAUACUGUUCACAAUAGAAAACAGAAGUGCAG